AUGGCUGACAUUCCCAGGAAAAGGCCUACAAAACAGCUUUCCAGCGAUAGCCUGAAAGAGGAUUUUGAGGACUCACUAAUAAAUGAGUUCGACCUGCCGCCUCUAGACGAUGGCGAACCGGAUUUCGGUGGCAGUGUCGAGCUACUGUACAAUCGCACAUCGGAAGGGCUGCGUCUAGAAGAGAAUUUGGACGGCUUCCCAGACGCAAACACGGAGGCAGAGCUGGACUCCGUGUACCAGAAGAUGGCCCAGGCUCUGGAAUACAGAGACAAGCUGCUGGUAAAGGCAGUUAUCCGGGAGCUGGAGAAGGAAAUGGCUCCCAAGAUCAAAAAAAUGCAGGAACACAAGCGGAAGUACGAGCUGUUGAAAAAAGUAUACAAGCUACCCAGCGUCUCCAACUUGGCCGAGUUCCGCACGGAGAAAUCCAAACCAAAACCAAAACGCUCGAGACGCCACUCGACAGCUGUAGCUCGCACACAGUUGGAUCCCAUCGACGAGGAAGCCGAGAAACGAGAUGCCCCGGAGCUGGCGAGAACAAGGUCACAUGACCCAGGUCACGAAAAGCAGCAGAAGCAUAGCGCCGGCUCCACCGUUCUCCCUAUCCCGAUCCCUUCGCUGAGUCCUACAUACAGCCGAUGCGGCGACCACAGAGACCUCCGCAUUCUCUCGACCGUCGAGCUAAUUUCCAUCAAAAGCCGCAUUCUCAGUCACGUUUUCCCCGACGUCGGCAGGAUCACAGGUCUGGUGCUCAAAUUCGAGCAGAAUGCAGAUUACAAGCCGGGAACGCGUAAAUCGCUGGUCAUUCGCAAGCUCAAUAACAAGAUCCUUCUCCAAGAGAUCGAACACGAACUAGCUGCUCGGGGCGAGAGCGCCAAAAAUCUGUUGCAAUGA
Molecule: messenger RNA, 891 nt
Organism: Ogataea haglerorum
Lineage: Eukaryota; Fungi; Ascomycota; Pichiomycetes; Pichiales; Pichiaceae
Exons: 1
Coding region: 1-891 (296 amino acids)
Source: RefSeq, a predicted model, not a curated record